Messenger RNA from Vicia villosa (hairy vetch), 810 nucleotides. RefSeq lists its product as uncharacterized. The transcript has a single exon. Bases 1 to 810 code for a protein of 269 amino acids. The record is from RefSeq and is a predicted model, not a curated record. Lineage: Eukaryota; Viridiplantae; Streptophyta; Magnoliopsida; Fabales; Fabaceae. Gene Ontology annotation, molecular function: catalytic activity.
AUGAAUACAAACAACAAUAUUAUCACCUGGAACUGUAGAGGAGCAGCAGGAAAAGAUUUUUAUCGCUAUGUGAAACAUUUCAAUGAUGUGUACAAACCAAUCAUCUUGGUUAUCAUGGAAACCAGAUGUGAUCCUCAUCGAGCUGCAAAGACACUAAAAAAGAUAGGGUUUGAUGAUUAUGUGAUCAACAGUAACAAUGGUUUUGCUGGCGGCAUUAUAGUAGCUUGGAAAAUUGAUGGUGUGCAUCUUCAGUUAGAGAGAUCUGAAGAACAAUAUAUUCAUUUAAAGGUUAAACAGAAUAAUGGGCAUGAGUGGUUGUUCACAGCCAUCUAUGCUAGUCCAAAUGAUACCAAAAGAAGGCUCAUAUGGGAUCAACUCAAAAACAUGGCUAGCAAUAUCCAUCUUCCAUGGCUCUUAGCAGGGGAUUUCAAUAACAUCGCCUUUGCAAGUGAAAAAAAAGGUGGUGCUCAAGCUUAUAGUAGGAAGUGUAAAGUUUUCAGGAACAACAUCGAGGAAUGUAGCCUUAUGGAUCUUGGUGCAUGUGGACCAGCUUAUACUUGGUGUGGGCCUAUUUUUCAUAGAGGACAAAGAAUCUAUGAGAGAUUGGAUAGGGCUCUUAGUAAUGAAAGUUGGAGAUUGGAAUUCCAUGAAGCCAUAGUCAAAGUUUUAUCCAGAGUGGAAUUCUCUGAUCAUCACCCCCUCAUGAUAUCACUGACGGGUAAUAAGCAUAUGAGAAGCCCUAAUCGGUUUCGUUUUAAGAGUGCUUGGAUGUUGGACGAGAAACACAAAGACCGUUUGUUGGGAAUCUAG